GCUAUGUAGCGUUUUUAGGCUCCAUGCCCAAGAAUGGUUGGCAGCCCUGCGUGGCCAAGAGAGCAACGGUCUGCCAAGUGUAGCAACAUCUUCAACAUCGUCAUCAGCAGCAGCAGCAAGUGGCCGAAGCAGUAGCAUGAAGCAAAGGCAGCAGCAGCAGCAUGUCGCGUUAUAGUCAUCGCACACAGUGAUCGCAGUUCAGUGUGGUACAACAGCAUUUUGACACAUCUCUCACACACGCACGCACAUGCAUAGACACACACACGCGCGCACGCACUUGCAUACACACACGCAAUGAUGAGCUAAGGCAGUAGUCCAUUCGCCUACACAGCUGAGCCACAGCUGCAAGCCCCCUACGCAAUGCGUCAGACCACCUGAACCAAGACGGACGCCAGGAGCCGGGCGCGCGAGCCCUCCAGACAACAACAACAACAGCAGCAACCAGCCACAAGCCAUCCGCAUCUCAAGGACGCGGCAGCGGUGGCGGUGGGGGGUGGUGGUGCUUGGUGGUUGUUGGCGACUUCAAUUCCCGGCUCAGUAAACUCCCAGCGCCCUCGCCAAAGUGGGGGGCAAAGAACAGACGCCCCUCAGAGGCCGCCUCGGCGCCCUCACGCGCGAGACGUGGGCGGCAUCGCCCGCACCAUGCGGGAGGUCGCACCCGCCCUGCUGCUGCUCCUAUUGCUCUCCCUCGCGGCUGCGUCCGAGGCGGCCGAGGAACGGCCCCCGGUGGACGAGGGCCUGCCACGCUUCAUGUGCAGUAUCCCCGGUCCCCCCGGCCCUCCGGGCUUACUGGGGUCCCCUGGAAUUCCGGGUCCCGCGGGGUCGGCGGGGAUGCCGGGAAGGGAUGGCAGAGACGGUGCCGUGGGAAGCAAGGGGGACCGGGGACAGCCAGGCACAAAUGGAAAGCCCGGUAAGCCGGGCCUUCAGGGACAGAAAGGACUGCGCGGAGCCUACGGCAAGGCCGGGCCCAGGGGCGUGAAGGGACCUCCGGGUACCGUGGGGCCCUCCGGCCCUCCGGGCCCUCUCGGGAUGAAGGGGGUGCGCGGUGAGCGUGGGCCGCCCGGCAGCUGCAAGUGCAGCAACAUCCCUCGCUCGGCCUUCACGGCCGCCAUCACGGCCAGCUACCCGGAGGUGCGCACGCCCAUCAAGUUCGACAAGGUGCUGUUCAACGAGGGCGGCCACUACAGCGGGCUGACUGGGAAAUUCAUCUGCGCCAUCCCCGGCGUCUACUACUUCUCGUACGACGUGACGCUCGCCAACAAGCACCUGGCCAUCGGGCUCAUGCACAACGGGGUCUACCGCGUGCGCACGUUCGACGCCAACACGGGCAACCACGACGUGGCGUCGGGCGCCACGCUCUUGCUGCUCAAGCCCGAGGACGAAGUGUGGCUCCAGAUCUUCUACGCGGACCAAAACGGGCUCUUCGCUGACCCCAACUGGGCCGACAGCCUCUUCUCUGGGUUCCUGCUCUACCCCGACCCCGACUAUAUGGCUGACUAUGAUGAGCUUUAACUGCGCAGCGUGAGGAACUCGUUGGUAGGGACUGGUUUUGGGUUCGGGGAAAAUGGUGCUAAUUUCACUGGUGGACUUAUUGUGACCAGGCCUGUAUGAGUUGCUGUGCUGGGAAAACUAUGCAGCAAGGCUCAGCUCUCUGAGGUGACCACAGCAGCAAAGAUUAAAGUCUUUGCCAGAGGUUUCUAUGAGCAAGCCUUCAUACUAAACUGUAGAGAACCCCAUUAAUCAGAGCCUGAUUAUCCAACAAAUGGGGUAAGCAGCUGCCUUUGGAGCCAUGAGGCUUCACGUUGGAAGUUAUAGAGGUUUGCAUUGAUGGUAGGAAAGAGGCUUGGACCCAAAAACAAAAUGAGGCAGAAUAUUAUUUGGACUUAGUGUUCAGUGGAUUCUCAAUCCAGGUCUGAUGAAGCCUCAUUUCCACAUCUUUGUCUAUAUACAGAGCCCCCGAUUAGUAAUUGUUACAUGCUAUUUUAACCGUGUGUGUUGAUACAGAUUUCUGCAACUCAGGAAUGAAGAGUUUUCAGAAUUUGGCUAUAGAAUAAAGACAACUUGGAGUGUGGUGAUGUUAAUUGCUUGCCAAUGACACUUAAUUCCCGUCAUAUAUAGCAGGAGGACCGGUGAUGUGGAUAUUAACAGGACCAUUCUCAUAUAGUGUAAACCUACAGUGAGUGGAGUGGGGGACUGGUGUUGUACACAGGCUGGUCCCACGAGGCAUUAAAUCCUUUCAAACCGUGUGUGGGGAAAUAAAAUAUGUAAAGCACAGAGUGAAUAUUAAAUAGCUCUGUAUCGAAUGUUUUUUUGUUCAUCGUUCUUAAGGCAAUGGAGAGAAUAAAUGUGGUGAAUGCGAUAAUCAUUUUAUUCUCUUCUGGUGGGAACAUAUUGCAUUGUAGGUGCCAAUCACCAGUUAUAAUCCAUUCCAUGUAAACCUGUUUUGAUUUUGAGAUAUGGUAUUGCAAAAGUUUUCAGAUCAACGUGUAUCACCGCUCAAACAAGUUUGCGAGUGUUGGUGAUGUUGAGCCCGUUGUACAUUCUUCGGACAACGACUGUUGGACUUCUCACGAAGUGGCACUUACUCUCUGAACACCCGAGGGGGUUGGGUUGAGCCGCCCCCACCGCCCCCCCGACUGGAAUUUGAACUUGAAACCUGCCGCUGUGCCCUAACCGUAGCAUUACCAAGCCGUGUAAACUUCGAUUUCAAAACUCUGUAAAGGUAAAGUCACGUAGAAUGGAAAUAAUAAAAUAAUAAAAAUAUAACAUUAUAAAAUAAUUAUGUCACGUAAAAUGGAAAUAAUAAAAUAAUACAAAUUCUACAUAAUAAAAUUAUGAUGUUUUAAUUGUAUUACUUUAUUAUUUCCAUUCUACGUGACUUUACCGAAAGAACCAAGAAGAUGAAUCCCUGCAGUCACGAAAGCUUUAAAUCGAAACUCUGUAAAGGUAAUUUUCCAAUAUCUGACAUCAGCCAUAAAUACAUUGCGUAAUGGGCUUGGCUGGGCACUUGAGCUGGACUCGAUGCAUGCCAUAGAUUAUAAUAAAUGCCAUGACCUGACCUGCAUGGGCAAGAUUGGUGACCAGCACGGAAUUGACUGUGUUGCUUAAAUGGCAAAGCGUAGCUGGCGCGACUUGUGUAACGCUAAGCCAUUCCACAUACACCAUCAACUGAAAGCACAACAAGCCACCUACACAAACAUGGCAUUUACGUUAAAGUAAGAAUUUCAUUGAGGGCCAGUUUUUUUUUAAUUAAAAUGUGUUUUUGAAGAGUACAAAACAGUUUGAUGUUAACAUCAAUUUAUUUUGCUGUUGGUUAUGGAACAGCUAUAAAAUAAAUAAAAACAUGUUCUCCAAUUGUAUUGAUGUAUUUUCUCUUAAGUGAAGUGAUUCUGAAAAUAUUACCAGAGGGAAUUGAAUAAUGGGA
Messenger RNA from Lethenteron reissneri (Far Eastern brook lamprey), 3424 nucleotides. RefSeq names its product complement C1q tumor necrosis factor-related protein 7-like. NCBI's taxonomy places the organism in Eukaryota, Metazoa, Chordata, Hyperoartia, Petromyzontiformes, Petromyzontidae. Gene Ontology annotation, molecular function: protein binding. The record is from RefSeq and is a predicted model, not a curated record.